Molecule: messenger RNA, 892 nt
Organism: Papilio machaon (common yellow swallowtail)
Lineage: Eukaryota; Metazoa; Arthropoda; Insecta; Lepidoptera; Papilionidae
Product: SREBP regulating gene protein
Exons: 4
Coding region: 75-755 (226 amino acids)
Biological process (GO): positive regulation of SREBP signaling pathway
Source: RefSeq, a predicted model, not a curated record
UAAUAACCAGAAUGUGAUACUGAGUAUAAAAUGUUAACAACAAAAAUACCGCUGAUUUAGUAGUGUACGCAAAAAUGUUAUCAUUUAUUUUCUAUUUUUCAUACAAUUUUAGUUUCUGCUCUAAUUUAAAGAGCAAAUACAUUGUUUUUAAAAUGUGGUAUGCAGCCUUAGUUCGAUUUAUUAGAAGGAGAUUAGUAUUGGGCAUCAUAUUUGCAUCUUCACUAACUUACUGUAUCGUAAGUUUCUUAAGAGAGGGGAGCAAUAAAAAUAUUGUAUACCAAGAUGUAUCAAUUGAGCAAAAGCCAUUUAUUUGGAGAACCCUUCAAGAACACAAUGAUACAAAUGAUACAAAAAUUUGCAGAAAUUCUGUCCAAGGAAAGUCUGUUGUUGUAGAUGAUAGAGGUUAUGUUUGUCAACGAAGUGACAUAUUAAAAAAUGGGUGUUGCAAUGCUGAUGUAGAGAAAACAACUAGAUACAGUUGUGAAUCGUGUAAAGACAACAACUGUUGUGUUAUUUAUGAGUACUGUGUCUCCUGCUGCCUGGAUCCUAGCAAAAGAGACAUGCUCGAGUUGGUACUAUCUAAACUAUCAGCAGAAGAGAAUGUAUUGUUCCGUUCAUUGACCGAUGACUAUGAGCUAUGCUUGACAAAAUGCCGUACGAGUUCGCAUAGCGUCCUUCAUGAGAACUCGUACAAGGAUCCCGCGCAUAAGCAUUGCUUCGGUGACGAACCACCCGGAACCAGAACACCUGACUAAGUUAACAAAGUUAGUGACAAUGUUAUACCUGGCUGAUUCUAUCCACUCAAGAUUUGAUGACUUCAUCAAUAAUAUUUGUAAUUUGAUAGAAUUUGAAAAUAGAGGUGUCAUUCCAUUCUGACGUCUUGGAAUGUCUU